Molecule: messenger RNA, 1427 nt
Organism: Quercus lobata
Lineage: Eukaryota; Viridiplantae; Streptophyta; Magnoliopsida; Fagales; Fagaceae
Product: E3 ubiquitin-protein ligase ATL4-like
Exons: 1
Coding region: 123-1196 (357 amino acids)
Biological process (GO): protein ubiquitination
Source: RefSeq, a predicted model, not a curated record
UCUUACAAAACAAGACACGCGUCUAUCUCUUUUACUACUGCACCAUUCCUAACUAAACCAACAUUUAUAUAUACUACACGCACUCUUCCUCGCCGCCAUUUCUCUCUCUCUCUCACAAAACCAUGUCGCUUCCUUCCUCUUCUUUUCCCUAUCUUCCACCGCCUCCAUUGCCAAACGACUUCGGAACUAGCUCAUACCCAUACGGCACGUCGUUUACCUCACCACCACCACCACCUCCACCACCGCCGCCACCGCAUUCAUCGAUGAACCCUAGCAUUCUCAUCAUCGUUCUCAUCCUCGCCGUCACGGUCGUCGCCUCCGUCUCUCUCUGCCUCCUCCUCCGCCACCUCAACCGCCGCUGCCUCCGCCACCUCAGCAACUCCUCCGCUACUACUACUACUACUACUACUCUCACCUCCAGUGCUUCCGAGUCUCAGUCUCACGUUCUCUCCAACCGACGAGUCUCGCCGGAGAUUCCUAAGAGCACGAUCAUCGACUCGCUUCCGCUAUUCGCCUUCUCCUCCAUCACUCGCCGCAGCAAUUCGACCUCCGCCGACUGCGCGGUUUGCUUGUCGAAGUUCGAGCCGAACGACCAGCUCCGUCUCUUGCCUCUCUGUUGCCAUGCUUUUCACGCCGAGUGUAUCGACACGUGGCUCGGGUCGAACCAGACCUGUCCGCUUUGCCGGUCGGCGAUCGUCGCUUCUGAAUCGGAUAUCAUGAAAUCCACCGGUGCCGGAGCAAGUGACAGUUUCCGGUUAGAGAUUGGCAAUGUGAGUCGCCGUAGAGCCGCUUCUGAUGCCGGCGAAGCAGGCCGGAGAUCGUAUUCGAUUGGCUCCUUCGAGUACCUCGUCGACGACGACUCGGAGAUCAGCGUGAAUCACGCUCACCGGAGAAGCGUAUCGGAUAAAGACGACAGCGGCCUCUUGUGGACUCGUCAGCCGCCGCCAUCGGUGCCGCCGGAGUUGGACUCAACUCUAGGUCCUGACGUGGCAGCUGGAAGAAGCUGGCUGAAGGACUAUAUAGACAGAUUCUCAGCCUCAAUUUCAUCGCGCGCUAUGUCUUUUCGGAGUUCCGGUAGAUUUUUCUCAGGAAGUAGUCGCCGGAGCGAGCUCUCCGGCGCCGGAGAAUGGGACCUCGAAAGCAAUAGAGUCGGCGAAGAGAUAACGGAGAUGUUCCGAUGGCUAUCCGAUAGGUAAAAUGGUAAAUAGGAUAUUUUCUUAUUUAGAAGAUUUUGAUUUUUAAUUUUUGUUUUUUUUUAAUCUUUAAAAAAAGAAAAAAACAAAACAAAAAUUCACAAUCUAUUUUUUGCUAUAUCGGCUCCAAAUAGAUUCGCACAUUUUGUCUUCAUUCAAAAUUUAGAGUCGAUUUAGCAAAAUUUUGAUUGGAAAUAAGGAAUGUUAGAAAAAUUGACGGUGGAGAUUUCUUUU